AUGUCAUCGUCCUUCGCCGCUGUCUCCUCCCUCUCCGGGCAGCUCUCCGGGCCUCCACUUCCUACGAGGAGACCCGUUGUGCCGUGUAGGUCGGUGGUGAUGCCGCAUGGGGCACCCCCCUCGUUGGGGUCUCUCAGGUUUUGAGCUCUCUUACUCUCUGUUGUGCCUGAGCUCACUGCUAAGUUUGUUUCCAUUCAUUACGGCAUUAUCGAAGUGUUUUUAACGUGGACAAAUUUGGAGAUGAGAAAUCGUUAGAACUAACUGUGACAUGAUCCAGAUUUCCAAUAGUCAUCAUCUCGUAUCAUUUUUGCAAAAUGUCCGCUGAUGUUCAAUUCGUUAUUUUCCUCGGCUUUUGGCGCAUGGAGGAGGACGUAAGGAUCCAUUUAAAUGUGUUUCUUGGAUUCUAGAACACAUUAUGUAUAAGUUGGCCUGAGGUCUGUUGAGUACUGCUGUGAUCGUUACAUUUUUUUGCUUUAGAUGAGUUGUAACGAGGUUUAUUCAGAUACAAUGUUUUGUGUUAACAGUAAGAAGUUGUUUUUUCCCAAGAAACUUGAUUAGCUUAGGUAAGUUUUACUUAUUGAUGGGUAGGGCAAUGAGUUACCUGACGAUAUAAACGCCUUCCUGACUGAGAAGCCUUUUUUAAUCUAAGCUGAUAAUACUUUGGGGAUGACGUUUUCUGGUUUCCCAUUUCUCCCCCCAUGUUUUACAUAUUUCUAGUGUCUGUCAACAUAGAGCUCAACGAGUGUCUAAUCAGCCCAAAUAUCUAGAACAUUAUCUUUCUCCCGUGGCAAUUGAAUUCGUGGUCCUCAGGUAGUCAGAUCAUCAUCCUCUUGAUCAUUUGGAUACAACCGAACUGGAACAUCAGGAUCUUCAUGGGGACGUCAAAUUUUAUACCUUCAUCCUGUAUUAUUUUCUGAAGGUCGGAGACAAAAUGCUUGAGGAUGUCGUGGAUUUUUCUAUCCUUCUAGAGUAUGGAAGCCUUAACAGAGUCCUGCUCUCAAGUUAUCAUAUUUAUACAAGGAUACUAUAUUUUGAAAUUUCGGAUGAAUCGAAGGUAUUGUAAGUACAUAUGGUACUUAACGGCCAUGUGUCCUUUUUUCGCUGACAUUAGAGAAGGCCUGGUGGCGAAGACUACAUUCCAUUAAAGACGUUAAUUGUACAGGAAAAGCUUGCUGAUAUGUCUCAUUAAUUAAUUCAUGCAUACAUUUUCGUUAUUUAUUGCUACAAUGUGAGAUGUUUUACCAAUGUAGCAUGGGGUAUUUGAUGAUUUGCUCAUUCAAGACUUUUAGUUGUACCUGACCCAUGACUAAUGAGUAUAGCUUCUCGUUAUGCUAAGACAAUUGGUUGCACGUCACUAAUUUUCCUCUGACGGGUACUUUCACUCACACAUCAUUUUGUCUGGUUCAAUAUAUGUUAACCCACUUCCUUCUCCAAUUGUUGAACGUAACACGACUUUUGCUUCUCUUUUCUUUUUCUUCAUCAUAAAAAGUACAAGAUACAGAUAGAUAUCCAGGAGGUGGAUCAUUGAAGAUGGUUUGAUUUGAAUUUCUUACUAUCCCAAUGGACAAUAAUUGUUUUAUUCUUCAGUUUCACUUCAUGUUUAUGAUAUUUCACCAUUUGCCUCUUCAUGGUUCACCCAAAACUCCUGUGGAGAUGGAUACGCUUUGGGAAUCAGUUAGGAUUUUGAUAAAAAAUAUAGAAUACCUAGUAGCCAGCAUCAAUUAAGUCUGAGUUUACUUGGAUAUAUCAAGAAAAAAUAUUUUUACAUUUGUACGAACUCUAGGUCUUUUGUGGUGGCUUAACUCGCAAUCAGAUUAUCCUGCUUCACUUAUGUUUUGAUUUCCACUUGAAAAUUUCUCUAUGGUCAUCCUUAGUAGUUAUGAAAGGUUUUCUGAAAUAAGAUACUGUUCCAAUUCAUGAUAAUUUGUUAUGUUCCGAGAUUGGACUACAUUUAUAUGGUGGGUUCUUCAUGUCCAGUUAAAUAGUUAACUAGAUUCCACCUCGUAAUUUUCUAUUUUUGUGCACCAUCUUUGAGAAAAUUUUUAAGGAGUAUUUAUGUCAAAAAAAUGUUAAUAUUUUUUCUGUCUUUCUCUUAAAGAUUAAUUUUUGUAGCUUUUAUGACUUGCAAUUUUCUCUAAUAGAGUAAAAUCAUUUUCCAUGAAAGCCCAUUUAUAGGAGGCUAAAGUGUUAAAUGACUUAAAGAAUCAAAGUUUUUAUGUGAUUUUUCUUACAAAGUGAAGCACUCAAAAUUUCGUGUCGGUAUGAACUUAUUUAAAUGAUCAAAGCUGAUUUUGUGACUGCUAUGCUUAUCGUAUGAUGCUAGUUGGAUGUUAAAGACCUUGGGGAGAUAAAAGUAAGUUCAACAGGAGGGGUAUCAAUGGACUAAGUAUACUUGGCCUGGCCUGAAUACGAUUUGAUCUAGUGGGAUCUUGGUUGGUGUUUGGCCCACCCCAUUCUCCCUGUCCGCCCCCACCCUUGCCGCCAUCUCCUCUCACUUCCCUAUCAUUCUCUCUCUCCCCCUCCACCUUUCCCCCUUCUUAAGAACUCCUAAUCCCCAUCCUGUCCACCCCUCCACUUCCUCAUGCCCUCCUCUGCAUCGAUCUAGUCUCCUCCUUGUCUUCUCUUCUCUCCUCGAAUUAGACAACUCUUCCUUCCUCUCGUAUCCUUGUCCUACCUCAAGGAAUCCUGAUCUCCCUGCAGUCAACUCGACCUCCUACACCCCCCCUAUUCUUAAAAGAUGGGCCCAAAUCAUCCUCCUCUCCCUUUACCUUCUCUAACUAGAGAAGUCCUCCUUUCUUUUCCCUCUCCUCAUCCCAAUCAGAGAACCCAUACUACCUCUUCUUCCCAUUCAGACUUAGAAGUCCGAAAAGCUCUAUUCUACGAGAAAUUGGAUUCUUUGGUUAGGAUAGGUUUUCACUGCUGUUGUGGUCCUUUCGUGCCUACACGUUUAUGAUCAGGCCUAGGCUUCAUAGGUUCUGACUCGGAGUCCAUUUUCCGGGCUUAUGUCUACACGCCCAGGUUUGGUUUGGGGUUUGUAAUAGAUGUUUGGAUUUGGCAAGGUCUGGCCCACGCCACUGAGAGCCUUACACAACAUUGAAUGCUCAAAGAUGUACAAAGAGGGUAAGAUGGGUGGGGAGGGGCGAUGGUUUUGUUCACGAACCUGAAGAUAAAUAAGAGUAAUAACAAGUUUAGGGACAUUUAAAUAAUUUUAAUUAUACCUAGAUAGUUUAUUUUUAUAUUUUCUAUAACUACUAUAAUAAUAAGACAACCAAAGCAAUGUAGAGUUGGAACAUGAUUCUUGUAAUUUUUCUUUUUUGAUGGAGAACGUUGCGACAGUCCCAUUUCUGGGUGAGUAAAGAUUGUGAAAUAUUUUCUGAAAUAUUUGUCCCAUUCCCUGGACAGAUUGUGUGUCAGAUGUAGCUAUGCAACAUCUAAUGUGGGGGAGAAUUUCUCUUCUGUUCCCAUAGAUGUUGAUGCAGAGGUGAAGACUGAAAGGGUGAGAGUUUGGAACUUCAACUGGAUCUCCUUCGAUGACUAUUUACUGGAACCUACUUAUCCAAGCUCUGACUAUACAAUUUAUGAAGAUUGUGGUCCUGGGAGGCAAUGGAUUUGUUGGUUCUGCGAUAUGCAAGGCUGCAAUCUCCAAGGGCAUAGAAGUGGUCAGCGUCAGCAGGUCUUUAAAGCCUUUCUUUUCUAAUUAAUAACUCUGUAUCAUAUUUGACAUUUUUCGUCUCAUAUUGCAUCUCAUGAGGUAGGGGAUAAUUUUCUCUGGUUUUGUAUAACGUUCGUAUUCUAAUGAGGAUAAAGGGAGGAAAUUCACGCUUUCAUAUUCUGUUCUCUAUACUGGUCAGUGCUUAAAGUAUUAAAUAAUUAUUACAGGUCUGGGAAGGCUUCUUAUUCGGAUUCCUGGGUAGAUCAGGUCACGUGGGUAGUAGGUACAAUCCUAUACCUUUGUUUGAUUUACCUUCGAUGAUGUUAUCUCGAUAUGAAUAUUUAAUUUUAUGGUUAUAUAUUUUCUAUCGUUGCUAUCUGUAAAAUUAUUUAUCUUGCUUUGGAUAAGUUGGUUUUUGAUGGUUGUUUGGACUUUUGGCAUGGAUGUUCAUGUGUCUUUUGCCACAGUGGUAAUAUAAGAUUUUGUUGCUUAACAUACGAGUAUACAGAAUUAUAGUUGUGAACAGAAUGACAUGAUGGUCCAGCUCAUGUAUAAUCUCACACUACCAACUAUUCAUAUAGUCGACUAAUAUGAUCAAUAUAAGAAGCACAGCUCGACCAAAUGAUGCUUGGUGCAUUGCCUUUUAAUUUUAGGCGCUUGAACUGUUGUUUCUGCUUGUCAGAAUUAAGCUUGUUUGUAUUUCAUGUUCAGCUUAUUGUAUUCUGCCAUCUUCCCUUUUUUUUGUGUUGAUAGUUUCUCAAAUUCAUUUAAAAUAAAUAAGAGAUAAAGGAAUGUGGAUGUUUGUGUCAGUUCCUUACUGGAAGGUAAUGUCUACUCUGCGUCACAUGCUCUCACAUUGUAGAGACACCUCCAUUACAACACUGUUGCCCUCCACCCGCCUACAUAUUAUGUAUGGUUAUUUUUUUAAGAUUGAAUGGAAUUACCAUAUUAUUCCGUUCUUUAGAACAAUAAUGCAAUUUAAAAGGCAUCCUUAGGGAUCUUGCUGAUUAAACUUUUGAAAAAACUUGUUUUAGAUUUUGGUUAACUCAUGAAAUCCUCUGGCUUCUCUUCUGACACUGGGAACGCUAUCACUUGCUUUAGAAAUUUGAAAUCAAGCAUGCUUAUGGUCAACCUUUAAGGAUACAGGACUAUUUUGCCACGGUGUUAUCCAGUAAGACUGUGAUGAACCUCUUGUCUGUUGUCAAUUAGUCAAGUCAUCAGUUAGUUUCUGGAAUCAUGAUGGUGGUCCAAUGGACUAUAUCUGUGAUUAGCUGCGUGUAAUCCUAUUUUGUGUUGUUUGAGACAAUCAAUGGUCUGGAACAAUUCUCUCGUAUAUAGUUCUUCAGAGUAAGUUCUGCAUUCAUUCAAACGGCUCAAUACAUGCAGGAGAUGCUUUCUAUUUGAAUUGGGAUGAGGUGCUAGUGGGAGCAACUGCUGUGGUCUCUACUCUGGGAGGCUUUGGUAGUGAGGAGCAGAUGAAGAAGAUAAAUGGCGAAGCAAAUGUCUUGGCUGUUGGUGCUGCCAAAGAUUUUGGUACGGUAUUAUUCACUUUCACGUGCGCUCGUGUUCAAUCUAUUAAAUACAACUAUUUUUCGUGCUGCAAAAGUAUACAUCUUGACUAAAGGAUUUUAAAUGCUCAAUCUUGACGCAGUUGUUACUAGUUUAUGAUUGCUUGGGUAUGCUUAGCAUGGGGAGGGGGGGGGGGGCUGAUUAAUACUAUAUGAAACAGUUUCUUGUGCAUCGUUGUUCCUGUUGGAAAAGGAAUGCUAAAUUUUUGAUAAAAACUGAAUUAAGUAACUGGUGUCCUAUGAUGCCCGCUAGGUGUGAUUCAAAUGGUAUCAACUAGCUAACUUGUGUUUAUCCUCAUCGAUAACAGCUGCAAACCAGAUAAAAAACUCUGCAGUUUUUGAAAGCCUGUGAGCUAUGAAUCAAGCAAAGGAUUUUGUUCUCAGGAGAAACCGUCGUCUAAGUGAGAAGAUUACCUGAUUAAAGUAAAAGAGGUUGGGGGAGGAGGUGGGAGGUGACGAUCCUUUUUUCGUCUCUGGGAGAUUACCUGAUUGAAUGGACGCAUGGCCAUUCAAUUUUGGCAAACGUCCUAAAGGUCCUCAUACCUCACCUUCCUAUAUAGCUCUCUAAUCUUAUGCUCCCAGAGUCAAGAACGCAGGAAUUCAAGAAUAAACUAAAACGUGUAAUUGGUUUGUAUCAUUGACGGUCGUAUGUGGCGCUGUUUUAAAUGUGCUGCCUUUUUUUGGUUAUUGAAAAAUUGUUCCCAAUAUUGUCUCGCAUUUCCUCUACAUUGUAGAUCGUUUCUGUUUCAUAGCUGGGAAAUCGUUUCAAACAAUGUGUUCAGCGGCAGAAUUUUCAGUAUUCCUUUUUUCAAUCUUAUUUAAUAUUAUUUUUUCCAUAUCAUGACUUCUCACUGUUAGCCAAAUAGUAUUAGAUAGCUAUCAGUUUUGUAGUCUCUCUCCGCCAACAGACACACUGGAGCCUACUCAACUUGGGUUUCUUUAAGUGCGUGUCAUAGGGGAAAGUUAUGCCAACCGAACAACCUCUGUAACCCUAACUCAUCAGAGUCUUAAGAAGAGCGAGCUCUUCCACUCUAUCUGUAAUGGGUGGAGGUGUCUUAUCUGUUCGUCACUAGGGUCCUAGCUAUCUCACCACACCCUCUCAGAUGCUGAUGACGCAGGCGCCAUGAUUCAUCGUCGAGUUCAAGCGCUUAUGAAUGUGGACUGGCUACUAGAGCUAGAUCAUCAGAGAGAUCCUGCUGUUCUUCUUUCGCCCAUAAUGGAGGGAGGUUAUGGCGGGAGGAGGGGCCGGUGCUCAUCAUUUCGUUCUGAAGAUGAAGUUUCUUCUGUUUUGCCCUUGCAGGUGUCCCCAAGUUCAUCCUCAUCUCUGUGCACGACUACAAUCUACCCUCGUUCUUGCUCUCCUCAGGUUACUUCACAGGAAAGCGGAGCGCUGAAUCGGAGGUCCUCUCGAAGUACCCAAACUCAGGUGCCUACUCAAAUUCCUCUCUCUCUCUCUCUCUCUCGCUCUCUCUCUCUCUCUCUCUCUCCAGUUGACUAUGUUAUGCAUUGUUUUUUGCAAACACAGGAGUUGUAUUGAGACCCGGGUUCAUAUACGGCAAGCGGAAAGUUGACGGCUAUGAGAUCCCGCUUGAUCUCGUGGGGGAGCCGCUGGAGCGGUUUCUCAGUGCGGCGCAGAACUUCACCCGGCCACUGAGCUCUCUUCCAGCGUCUGAUCUUCUUCUUGCGCCACCUGUCAGCGUUGAUGAUGUCGCCUUUGCCGUGGUCAACGCCGUGGUGGAUGAUGGGUUCUUCGGCGUCUUCACCAUUGAACAGAUCAAGGAGGCUGCGGCUAAGGUGAGGGACUGA
Spirodela intermedia is the source of this 7026-nucleotide messenger RNA. The record is from the annotation of a GenBank genome assembly. NCBI's taxonomy places the organism in Eukaryota, Viridiplantae, Streptophyta, Magnoliopsida, Alismatales, Araceae.